AUGACGAAUUCAACGGUGCAGAUAGCACUCAAGAACAACACGAGCUCGUCGAAUGCCUACGCCUAUAUCACCGGCCUAGACAUCAACAAUAAUAAUGUCCCUAUACUCAUCCAGUCCGAUGGCGCCACCGUGUAUCGCCCGACAUCCCCUUCGCAGCCACUACAAGCGCUCUCCGCAGAUGUCGCCAUCUCCCUGGGCGCCCCGGGAUCGACUAGGACUAUUACGAUCCCUCAGAUUGCCGGAGGUCGGAUCUGGUUUGUGCUAGACGGCAAACUGACGUUCCUCGUGAACCCGGGGCCGGCCAUCGUUGAGCCCAGUGUCACCAACCCCAGUGACCCGAACUACAACCUCUUCUGGGGCUUUUGCGAGUUCACAUUCAACCAGGCCCAGCUCUUUGUCAACAUCAGCUACGUCGACUUUGUCAGCUUGCCCAUCGCUCUUGACCUGCAGAAUGAGAGCGGCGCUGUGCAGUCGGUCAAGGGACUGGUGUCCGGAGGCCUGGACACCGUCUGCAACAACUUGAUACAGCAAGACAACAGCGACCACGCCGGCUGGAGCAACCUGAUCAUCAAGGCCCCGAACGGGUCGAACCUGCGCGCGCUGAGCCCCAACAGCGGCCACGUCAUGAACAACAGCCUGUUCAGCGGGUACUACCAGUCCUACGUCGACGCCGUGUGGCAGAAGUACUCGUCGGAGCCCCUGACCAUCAACACGCAGGCGCAGUGGGGCAACGUGACGGGCCGGGUCGUCAACGGGAGCCUGACGUUCGACGGCGUCGGCUCCUUCGCGCAGCCCUCGGCCGCCGACAUCUUCUCGUGCAGCACGGGGCCCUUCGGCAGCUACCCGAGCGGCACCGCCGCCGAGAUGGGCGCCAUCGGCGCCCGCCUGGCCGCCGCCUUCAACCGCUCCACGCUGCUGAUCAACACGCAGCAGCCCGAGGGCGAGCAGGUCGCCAACUACUACAAGAACGCCGUCACCAACCACUACUCGCGCAUCUGCCACGCGGCCAACGCCGACCUGCGCGGCUACGCCUUCCCCUACGACGACGUCGGCCCCUCAAGCGGCGGCGACGUGUCCGGCAGCGUCUUCGACGGCGCCCCCGCCCUGCUCACGGUGACUCUUGGCGGCGUGGCCGGGUCAUCCGCUGCGGUGAACGCGGCCGCCGUACCCGAACAGAAGGUCAUCAGGGAGGAGAAGCCGGCGGCCGAUGCUGCUGCCGCCCCUGAGGCAGCUCCGACCAACGGGACGGCGGCGGCGGCGGCGCCACCCCAAACAAAGAAGACGUCGGCCCUCUCUAGUCUGAAGAAGUGGCCUUCGGUUUUGAAGAAGAGACUGGCGAAGGCCAAGUAG
Neoarthrinium moseri is the source of this 1350-nucleotide messenger RNA. RefSeq lists its product as uncharacterized. The record is from RefSeq and is a predicted model, not a curated record. Bases 1 to 1350 code for a protein of 449 amino acids. NCBI's taxonomy places the organism in Eukaryota, Fungi, Ascomycota, Sordariomycetes, Amphisphaeriales, Apiosporaceae. The transcript has a single exon.